AUGGAUUUGCCGAGCGCAGCGCCUGACUCGGAUGACCUGAGAACUGCCAAUGAGUUCGAGCUCAAAGACUACAGAGGAGAAGACGUUAGACGCAAAGAGCCAAAGAACCACGAGAAAGAAGAAGAGCCGAUCUACGUGGCCGUGAAAGAUAGCGAAGAUGGAGAACUAUUCGAAUUGCCAUGCAACCCCGACAAAACACUCUCGUUGACGACUCUAUCGCAUUCGUUUCCUGGGGCCACUGGGCUGAAGUUUCAAAAUCCGAAGACGGGAGCUAGUCGGGUUGUUAUCUUUGAUCCAACUCGCUCAUUGUUUAUGUGCCCUGCAGACGGAUGGGAGAAUCAAAUAUUUACAGCAACUUAUCCACCACCACCACAAUCACGAGCGAACAAAGAGGAAGAAGAAGAGCCGAUCUACGUGGCCGUGAAGGAUAGCGAAGAUGGAGAACUAUUCGAAUUGCCAUGCAACCCCGACAAAACACUCUCGUUGACGACUCUAUCGCAUUCGUUUCCUGGGGCCACUGGGCUGAAGUUUCAAAAUCCGAAGACGGGAGCUAGUCGGGUUGUUAUCUUUGAUCCAACUCGCUCAUUGUUUAUGUGCCCUGCAGACGGAUGGGAGAAUCAAAUAUUUACAGCAACUUAUCCACCACGAGCGAACAAAGGGGAAGAUGAAAAGCAGAUCUACGUGAACGUGAAAGGUAGCCAAGAUGGAAAACCAUGCGGAUUGCCCUGCAACCCCGACAAAACACUCUCGUUGAUAACUCUAUUGCAGGAGUUUCCUGGGGCCACUGGUUUGAAGUUCAAAGAUCCGAAGACGGCAGCUAGUCGGGUUGUUAUAUUUGAUUCAACUCGCUCAUUGUUUAUUUGCCCUGCAGAUGGAUGGAAAAAUCAAAUAUUUACAGCGACGUAUCCACCACCACCAGAAUCACGAGUGAUCCGAAUCAAGAUGAUGGGCGAGGGAACCGUGGCGGAGGAGCGCAAGGUAGAUUUGUCGGAAAAUGUGAUAACACAGAACACUGUCAAAAAUGUGUUUCUCCUCCCUGCCGAUUCAGUCAUUACGUUGCGUUAUGGUGAUAAUGCAGGGGCAAAAUGGUGCGAUUUGGAUUCAACUGGCUCGUCGUUUUUGCUUCCGGAAGGCUGGCCAACUAUGGAGUUCUUUGUCGAUUCUCGUUCAAAAGGCCCAGCAAAUAGGGCUUCAAAAAUUCUCAACGAUUGGGAAGAUCGUGUUUUUUGCAUUGAAGGUCGUGGUGGGGCGGUGGGAUCAUGCGUUUUAUUGGAUAAUAAGCGCAUCUUGACCUCUGCGCACUUAUCCUUCAAGCGUGGAGAAUGGUACCCAAUCAAACGACCCGGUUUGGAGGGCAUUUUCGAAGUGCGCUGCGAUUUCAUUUGUCUGCAUCUCGAUUUUGCCGUACUUAGUUCGGAGGCUCUUCAGGACCUCCCAAUGUCUAUAGACAACCUGGGGCUCGACUCUAAUUAUUUCAUAAUGGGUUAUCCAAACGGCGUCGAAGCAUCUAAGCCGACAAUCACACGAGGAAUCAUCAAAGGGUUGUGGGUGGAUGGCAAGCAUCUUGUCGGAACACCUGGUUCGAAGCGAGGAUACUCGGGCGCUCCGGUCUUUGAUGAUACUGGACGUUUGGCAGGACUAUUGAUGGGUGGAACAACUGGAUUGGAUGUCAAUACAAACAUUCAAGAAUGUCUGGAAUCGUCUGUGGAACAGAAAUACGCGAAAAUCUUAGGCAGCUUGGUAAUCACUCAACUCUAUGACUCUCUUGUCGAAAACGGAAUUUCGGAUGAGCAAUCC
Mesorhabditis belari is the source of this 1797-nucleotide messenger RNA. The record is from the annotation of a GenBank genome assembly. NCBI's taxonomy places the organism in Eukaryota, Metazoa, Nematoda, Chromadorea, Rhabditida, Rhabditidae.